This is a messenger RNA of Meloidogyne enterolobii, 378 nucleotides long. The record is from the annotation of a GenBank genome assembly. Lineage: Eukaryota; Metazoa; Nematoda; Chromadorea; Rhabditida; Meloidogynidae.
UCUUUUUAAAAGGUCGAAAGUUUUCUCUUUCUUUUUUAAUCCUUUUUAUAAUAAAAUUGUUUUUUUUGUCCCUUUCAAGUGUCCAAAAUUGAAUUUUACUUUUAUUUUAUUUUUCCUUUACUAAACCUUUUUCUCUUUAAGGUUGAUGCUUUUACUAAAAAAUAAAUGCACAGUUCAUCUUCAACAAAUUCCAACAAAACUUACCGGAGAGAAUGGCCAACACAUUCAUCCUCAACCCUUCGGUCAAACACCUCGACUUCUUUAUUUUUUUACUACAAUGGAGGACAAAGGAGAAGGUCUAGGCCGUUUACUUAUGGUUUUGGUGUUGGCGGGGGAAGAAAACGCAAAGGAUUGGAAAAGUAAAUUUUAUUUAUUUUU